ACAUACAGACACAUGUAUACACACACACACACACACACGCACAGAGACACAUGUACACACACACACACAUGUACACACAUACAGACACAUGUAUACACACACAGGCACGUACAGACACGCACACACACAAACACUAUAAAAGUUGCAGUACUUCGUUGUUCACUCACAGAGCCGGGCACUGCACUCUAGGGGGAGGCAGAGAGCACAGCACACACUUCUUCCUUUGCUUUCACUGCGCACAGCUAUUGAGCAGUCUGACGGCUCCCAGUGCCAAUGAUAGAUCCGGCCUGAGCUCCGAGCCUGCUCAGCAAGACGGCCCUGGGGGACACACUCGCCCCCACUAUAAUUUCCAUUUGCCAUUGGCGAGCAGGCGAGUGGAAAUUUCAAGGCCUGCUCUA
This is a messenger RNA of Staurois parvus, 398 nucleotides long. NCBI's taxonomy places the organism in Eukaryota, Metazoa, Chordata, Amphibia, Anura, Ranidae. The record is from the annotation of a GenBank genome assembly.